UAGUCGCAUAUUACUGAUGGUCACAUUCUCAGAGACUGGAUUACUGUUCAUUGGUUCAGGAAUACCCUCCUGUCUGAGUGGGCAAAAAACGCCAAACAAACAUUAGAUUUUUUUUUUUUUUUUGCUAAUGCUGAUAUCAAGAUGGGGAACAAUCAGUCUGUUAAAAUAACACAUCAAAAGGCAGGUCAUGAUGGCAUACAAGUCAAAAAAGACGAAGCAAAUGGCCACACGAUGUCUGGGUUGGAUUUGACUGAUGCUGUAACCAGUGAGGCAUCAGUUAAGCAGAACACUGAACCUCCUCCUCCUGUGACAGUCACACUUAACGUCAAGCCAACGCCAGCAUCAGUAGAAGCUAACGGCACCAAAGCAAAAGCCCCGACCGUAUCUGUGAAAGCAGCUGGUAACCAAGUCAUUGCUACCACUGUAUCAACUGAGCAAAAAACUCCAGCAGAGUCCAGUACGCCAGCCAAUGACUCACCUAAACAAGUGGACACUCCAAGCAUGUUCAAUAAGAUGUUCAAGAAGAAGACCGGGCCUGUUUCUCCUACAUCUGAGGCAAACACGGGAGCAGAAGCACAGAUCGUCCCUGCAGUACAGACCGAGAGCCAGAAGUCUCAGCCAACGCCUGCGUCAGUAGAAGUUAGCGGCACCCAAGCAAAAGCAGAAGCGUCUGUAGAAUUCAGUGGUACGAAUGAAUCAACUACAUCCAGUACGCCAGCCAAAGAUGCACCUAAACAAGUGGACACUCCAAGCAUGUUUAAUAAGAUGUUUAAGAAGAAGAACGGGCCUGUUUCUCCUACAUCUGAGGCAAACACUGCAGCUGAAGCACAGAUCGUCCCUGCAGUACAGACCGAGAGCCAGAAGUCUCCAACGCCUGCGUCAGUAGAAAUUAGUGGCACCCAAGCAAAAGCAGAUGCAUCUGUAAAAUUCAGUGGUACGAAUGAAUCAACUACGUCCAGUACGCCAGACAAAGACGCACCUAAACAAGUGGACACUCCAAGCAUGUUUAAUAAGAUGUUUAAGAAGAAGAACGGGCCUGUUUCUCCUACAUCUGAGGCAAACACUGCAGCUGAAGCACAGAUCGUCCCUGCAGUACAGACCGAGAGCCAGAAGUCUCAGCCAACGCCUGCGUCAGUAGAAAUUAGCGGCACCCAAGCAAAAGCAGAUGCAUCUGUAAAAUUCAGUGGUACGAAUGAAUCAACUACAUCCAGUACGCCAGCCAAAGACGCACCUAAACAAGUGGACACUCCAAGCAUGUUUAAUAAGAUGUUCAAGAAGAAGACUGAGGCAAACACAGCAGCUGAUGCACAGAUUGUCCCUGCAGUACAGACCGAGAGCCAGAAGCCUGAGCCUACAGACAUAAAGACAAGUACACAGGCUGAGAAAGUGCCACAGGGUGAAACUCCUAAAACUAGCACCACUGAGGUCACACAAGACACCAACCAACCUGAGCAGAGCAGCACCGAGGAAAAGUCAGUUAUGAACUUUUUCAAAAAAACUUUUGUGACUUCAACCAAAACGACAAAAGAAGCGACGGCUAGUCCCGAUGUCUCAAAAGACCAGUCAAAGAAAGAAACUCCACCAGCUCCUGCUGCAAAUGAAGCAGCAAAGGUCCCCCCUCCUCCACCACCAGCACCACCCAAGAUGGAGAGUAAAGCAGAGCCAGCUGUAAAGAAAGACGAAGCCCCACUCGUAGAAGUAGCAGCCACUGUGUCCAAAGAACAAGACACCCCAAGCAAGACCAAAACUAAAGACAGCCCAUUCGGCAAACUCUUCCGUACAAAGUCUGUGGUGACGGAGGAAGCAAAGCCAGUUGAGACGCAGGUAGACGCAUCCAAGACCAGCACCCUUGAGGCCGGCGCCAAAGCCGAACCUCCUCCAGCACCCAAACCAGAAGAAAAGAAAGCAGAGAAGAAACCCUCACCUUUUGCCAACUUGCUUAAACCAAAGGCUACAGAGCCCAAGAAGGAAACUCCUGCAGCCACAACUGCACCUGCAGAGGCUGCACCAAGCACCAAGGCCAAAGAAGAACCCAAACCAGCUGCUCCUGCUGCUCCUGCUGCGGCCUCUCCAGACAACAAGUCGGUGGGGAGUACAGAUAAUUCUUCACCCAGCACUUCCCGCAAACAAGAGAAGAGGAACUCCAUCCAACUGUUCUUUAAAACCUUGGGUCAAAAACGCCACUCUGAUGCCGGAGUGCAAACGGAGCCCGUGGCACCGGAGAAGGCCAAAUAAAAACCUUGCUUUGGGUUCAUUGUCUGCACAGAAAACACGUGUUGCUUGUACAUAGGUAUCCUUAUCUGAAUGUCCUGACCAGACACCAGGGAUUAAUUCCUAUUUAAUCUCCACUAUAGAGGUGAACUGAGAACUAAAGUAUCAUAAACCUGGCCAUUCCAAUGAUUCAUUCCCAUUGCCCAAGACGUCUUGGGUCGACCUUAAACAUUACAAACAUCACAAAACAAAUUGUUUCAAAGGUUUGUGAGAUGUAUGUUGAAAUGCUAUAGAAAGGUUUAAGGCUUUGUAUGUUUUGCAAGAUUUUUAAAGAUUGAGGAGAGCUAAGAAAGGGAUUAUGCAACAUUACAAUGACAUGCUGUUCCUCUUAACAGGAACAUUACAGGAACGUCAACCCUGCCUACACUGCCACUCUUAACUCCUCUAUAUCACAUGCAGGAUGUAUUACAAACACGGUCUUGUUUCCAGCUUCUGUAUUUUUUGGUUUGUUUCAUUUUAUUGGAAGAUCUGAUUUUUUUGCACAAUGAUUCUGUGCACAAUAAUCAUUCAUACGGCUGUAAAAACAAUCUGCAAAGACUUAUUCCUUUAAAGCAUCUCAUCGAAAACCUCCAGUGUCACUCACUCGUUGUUUGGUUAAAAAUACUUAAAAUGUUAACUCUUAAUAAAUUUAGACCCUUUACCCAUUAUAGCUAGUAUUUCAUGCUAACGCAUAUUUUACUUACGGGUUAUCAUGUGACACUAUCGCAUGCAGGCUUAAUUAUUAAAUAGUUUAGUUAUUAGCUUUUCAAAAUGGACACGCCUUUGUUUUUUCUUCUGUUCUGUUACUACUAAAAACAUAUACGAUCUGUAACCAAGCCUUGACUAACUAUAUAUGGAAUAUAUUGAAAUAAGCACUCUGUUUAUAUUGGGGGGAAAAAAAUCCAUCUGGUUUCUCUUACUCUCUCAUACCGAAUUCUCACUAGCUUUAGAUGGAUCCAGUUUAAUUACUUUCUGCGAAAUGGAAUCGAGUAUGAGGAUUUCCGGCUGCAAGAGAACCUGUCCCGAUUUCACAUGUUCAGAAUUGAAAAA
Molecule: messenger RNA, 3300 nt
Organism: Tachysurus vachellii
Lineage: Eukaryota; Metazoa; Chordata; Actinopteri; Siluriformes; Bagridae
Gene: bcas1
Product: brain enriched myelin associated protein 1
Exons: 15
Coding region: 142-2235 (697 amino acids)
Biological process (GO): myelination
Source: RefSeq, a predicted model, not a curated record